UUGGCGUGCCGCGGUAGCCGAGCCGCUCUCGCGGGCCCCACGUGCGCUCCGGGCCCGGUUAUGGCGGACCCGCCCCGAGGCGGCGCCCUUGGGCGCAAGCGGCGGCGGCCCGGGUCGGAGCCCCCCGGGCUGGGGGCGCGGCCCCGCCUGGAUCCCGACGCCGCGGGCUACUUCCGCCGGGCCGCCGAGAGCCUCCGGGCCGGGCUGGGGCCGGGCAGCGAGCGGGGUCUGUUCGUCACCAACGUGUUGGAGGAGGCGGUGGGCUCCGUGCUGCCCCUGGCCCUGGACCCUUCUGGCUCCCUGCUGCUCCAGGCCCUGCUGCCUGAGGCCUCACCUGCCCAGCUGGCCAAGCUCCUGCGCCCCCUGCUGCCCGCCCUGUGCCAGGCUGCCUGCCACCCUUGUGGUGCCCAUGUUCUGGAGGCUGCCCUGCUCCGGGCUCCCCAGCUGCUGGGAGAGGAGGACGCUGGGACGCUGGAGGAGCUUGUGCUGCAGCUGGGGCAGGCCGUGAGGGAGGAGCUGAGGGCCUUCGCCCGGGACCCCCACGCCAGUUUUGUGGUGAGGACCCUGCUGCAGGUACUGGGGGGGGUCCGUGUCGGCUCUGAUGCGGCCCGGGGGCUCUCGGGGACAGGGCCCCCUGCCCCACGCAAGAAACGGGCUGAAGCCAAGAGCGAGGGGCCGGUGGAGUUUGAAGUGCCGGACUCGUUCCCGGCCCUCCUGCGCGAGUUCAUUGCUGCUUUCCAGGAGAACAUCGCAGAGUUCAUCACCCACAGAGUCGCCAGCCUCUGCCUGCAGGUGGCACUGGAGGUUUUGCACAGGAAACUGCCCGAGGCCUGCGCUGAGCUGUGCAGCUCUGUGAUUGGCUACCUGAGCUCGCGGAACCCCGCCGCUGGAUGCAGCCCCCUGCUGGUGUUCCUGAAGGACCCGGUCUGCAGCCGAGUGCUGGACAAGGUGCUGGAGGUGUCGGAGCCGCGGGCGCUGCGGCUGCUCUACCGGCAGCACUUCCGGGGCCAGCUGCGGGCGCUGGCGGGCCACGGGGUGGCCAACUUCACCCUCCAGCGCCUCAUCGGGGCCGCGCCCCCCAAGCUGCUGGGGAAGGUGCUGGCAGAGCUGGGCCCUGGGCUGGAGGAGGUGCUGGCCCAGGGGCACGCGGGGGUGGCCACGGCGCUGCUGGGAGCCUGCCGGCGGUGCGGGGCCGGCCAGCAGGAGGCGCUGCAGGUGCUUAUGGAGGCCUUCCACUGCUGGGAGCCCCCUGCCCGGCGGGCAGCCUGCGCCCCCCUCUUUGCCUCCCUGCUGCCCUACGAGGUGUACUAUGCCCCAGGGGAGGGCCAGGAGGCGCAGCCCCCCCUGGAAGAGCAGCCUGAUUCCCCACCUACCCUGGCCUCAGUUUCCCUCCACGGCUCCCUGCUGCUCCAACACCUGCUGCACUUUGCCGACCCCUCCCCUGUGCUGCGAAGCCUGGCCGCUCUUCCCCCGCACGACCUGGUCACCCUGGCCUGCAGCCCGGCCGGCAGCCACGUCUACGACGCCCUCCUGGCCAGCCCCUCCGUACCCCGCAAGCCCAGGCGCAAGGUGCUGCGCGGGCUCCAGGGUCACUACGUGUCUCUGGCUUGCAACAAACACGGGAGCAGAGUCCUGGACGCCAUCUGGAGCCGGGCCACCCUGCCGGCCAAGAGACAGAUUGCCCAGGAACUGGUUGAGCAGGAGCAGCAACUGCGUAAUGACCCCUUUGGGCACCACGUGGUGCGGAACUUCGCUCUGACCCAUUUCCUGAAGCGCCGGCGAGACUGGGACCGGCACCAAGAGGCGGAGACCAAACGCAGGGAGCUGUUCGCUGAGAUUCUGGAGGAUUGAAUGCUGGGGGGCAGGGACGGGAUUGCUGGCCCCUUCGGGCACCAGGAGAGAUUCUCCUUCCAACCAUAGAGAUCCUGGAGGACUGAAUGCCAGAGUGGGUGCUGCCCACAUCUGCUACCCAUAGAGCUUGUGGAAGACUGAAUAUUAGAGUGGGCGCUGUGGAGUUUUUAUGCCCCUCUUGGCUCCUAACCAUAGAGACUAUAGAGGACUGAAUACCAGGAGUGCUGUGUUGGAUCUUAUGCUCUCAUCUGCUUCUGACCAGAGAGCCUGGAGGACUGAAUACCAGAGCGGAUGCUGUAGGAGUCGCUGUUGACUCCUCACCAUAGAGAGCUUGGAGGACUGAAUGCCAGAGCGGGUGCUGCCUUCAUCUGCUCUGACCCAUAGAGAUUGUGGAACACUGACUAGCAGAAUAGGUGCUGCCCACAUCUGCUUCUAACCAUAGAGAUCCUGGAGGACUGAAUGCCAGAGUGGGUACUGUGGAGUUUUAAUGUCCUUGUUGGCAUCUAAGCAUAGAGAUAUUGGAGGACUGACUUCGGGUGGUGUCUGUGUUGGGGUCCUUGUCCCUACCCACUAUCUGUUCUGAACCAUAGAGAUCCUGGAGGACUCACCCCCACUAGGGGCCGCUCUGGACUUCCUUUCUCCCUCUUGUCUGCUCCCAGCUGCACAGAGGCGGUUACAAUCCUGAUUUUCUAUAAAGGUUUCUAUUUCCCUACA
Molecule: messenger RNA, 2565 nt
Organism: Mauremys mutica (yellowpond turtle)
Lineage: Eukaryota; Metazoa; Chordata; Testudines; Geoemydidae
Gene: NOP9
Product: NOP9 nucleolar protein
Exons: 10
Coding region: 61-1851 (596 amino acids)
Biological process (GO): ribosomal small subunit export from nucleus; endonucleolytic cleavage in ITS1 to separate SSU-rRNA from 5.8S rRNA and LSU-rRNA from tricistronic rRNA transcript (SSU-rRNA, 5.8S rRNA, LSU-rRNA); endonucleolytic cleavage to generate mature 5'-end of SSU-rRNA from (SSU-rRNA, 5.8S rRNA, LSU-rRNA)
Cellular component (GO): preribosome, small subunit precursor; nucleolus; 90S preribosome
Molecular function (GO): RNA binding
Source: RefSeq, a predicted model, not a curated record